CACCUGACUUUGAAUUAUCACUCAGUGGAGAACUCGGAAGCUAAAGURGGCCAUAUUUCAACACGGAUUAAAGUAAUUUCUGACGUUUCCGCGUUGAAACUCACGUUGUGUCUUCGUGCCAUUGUAGACGAGAACGUAAAAAGUAAAGCCUGUGCUGUUUGAGACCYGAAACGAGUGAAGCUGGUGCUAGCUUUAGCCGCUAGGCUAGCAGGUUUGGGAUGUGUUUAUCUCCUCCAGACAUUUAUGUAGCUUAUUUAAAUUAGCGCGCUGGGCAUAAACUAAGUACGUUGGCGUACAUUUAAUCAUGGCUUCGAUCCUUGAUGAGUACGAGGACUCCCAAAACAACAGGCAAGGUUCUCAGCAGCACAGCCGCCUGUCCCCUGCUAACAUCGGGCUAACACAUUCAGGCUUUGUGAACGUGAGGCUCGAGGAAGAGAAACCAAUAUUCAACAAACAGAGGAUCGAUUUUACUCCACCCGAGAGGAUAAACCAUUUGGCAGUCUGCAGCAAUCAGCUAUGCAUGAGUCUUGGAAAGGACACCUUAUUGAGAAUUGACUUGGCCAAACCAGAUCAGCCUAAUCAAAUUGAAUUAGGAAGGAAAGAUGACAGCAAAGUCCACAGACUGUUCCUGGAUCCAACAGAUUCACUCCCUGGAGGAGGACGGCAAGCCCGCGCCGAUCUGCUGCUUGGAGGUGGAGCGAGGCCCGGACAACAAGUACUUCAUCAUCGCCACCACGCGCAAGCGCCUGUUCCAGUUUGUGGGUAAGGUGGCGGAAGGCUCGGAGCAGCAAGGCUUCAGCGCCAUCUUCAACCAGAACCAGGACCUGCUGCCCAGCUUCCAGGAGUUCCCGGCCAACAUGGGGUACAGCGAGAUCACGUUCUACACGGCAAAGCUUCGCAACGUGCCCAAAGCGUUUGCCUGGAUGAUGGGCAACGGGGUUCUGUACGGUCAGCUGGACUACGUCAGGCCCGAUUCACUCCUGAGUGACGUUCAGGUUUGGGAGUACACUCCGGACAUCGACAUUAAUGGCGACAGACCCAUCUCCAUCGUGCUGACCCAGUUCCACUUCCUGCUCCUCCUCCCUGACCGAGUCAAGGCCAUCUGCACUCUGAACGGACAGGUGGUGCACGAGGACGUGUUCCCAGACAAGUUUGGCGCCUUGAAGAGGAUGAUCAAAGAUCCCGUGGGCGGCUUGGUGUGGAUCUACACGGAGCGGGCCGUUUUCCGCUACCACAUCCAGCGCGAAUCCAGAGACGUGUGGCAGAUGUACAUGAGCAUGAACAAAUUUGACCUGGCCAAGGAGUACUGCCGGGACCGGCCCGAGUGCAUGGACAUGGUGCUGGCCCGAGAGGCCGAGUACUGCUUCCAGAACAAGCGGUACCUGGAGAGCGCCAAGUGCUACGCUCUGACGCAGAACUACUUCGAAGAGAUCGCGCUGAAGUUCAUCGAAGCCAAACAAGAGGAGGCCCUGAAGGAGUUCCUGCUCAGGAAGCUGAACAAUCUGAAGCCCAGCGAGAAGACGCAGGUCACUCUGCUGGUCACCUGGCUGGUCGAGCUCUACCUGAACCGCCUCGGGCAGCUGGAGAGCGACGGCAACGGCCUCGUCCUCCAGGAAACCCGCGAGGAGUUCCGCGCGUUCCUGAGCAAYGCCAAACACAAAGAGUGCCUGUUCAACAACCGCGGCACCAUGUACGACCUGCUGGCCAGCCACGGCAACGUGGACGACAUGGUGUACUUCUCCGUGGUCAUGCGCGACUACGAGCGCGUGAUCUCGCACCACUGCCAGAACGACAACUUCGCCGCCGCCCUGGACGUGCUGGCCAAGCACUGCGACGACAAGCUGUUUUACAAGUUCUCGCCCGUGCUGAUGCAGAACAUACCCCGGAGCGUGGUGGACGCCUGGAUUAAGAUGGGCAAGAGGCUGGACCCGAAGAAACUCAUCCCGGCCCUGAUGAACUACAGCCAGAUGGGCAGCACGCAGCAGAUCAACGAAACCAUCCGYUACAUGGAGUUCUGCGUGUACGAGCUGAACGUGACCGAGGAGGCCAUCCACAACUACCUGCUGUCGCUGUACGCAAAGUACAGACCAGACUCUCUGCUGCUGUACCUGGACCAGGCCGGCACACACCCSUCAGAGAUCCACUACGACCUGAAGUACGCGCUGAGGCUGUGUGCAGAGCACGGCUACCUCCAGGCCUGCGUGCUGGUGUAUCGCAUAAUGGAGCUGUACGAGGAGGCAGUGGACCUGGCUUUACAAGUGGACGUAGACUUGGCCAAAAGAUGCGCCGACCUGCCGGAGGACGACGAAGAGUUGAGGAAAAAGCUUUGGCUGAAGAUCGCCAGGCACGUGGUGCAGGAGGAGAAGGAUGUGAAGAAAGCCAUGAACUGCCUGUCGAGCUGCAACCUGCUCAAGAUCGAAGACAUCCUGCCCUUCUUUCCAGACUUUGUCACCAUUGACCACUUUAAGGAGGCCAUCUGUGGCUCCCUGGAGGAGUACAACAAGCACAUUGACGAUCUGAAGCAGGAAAUGGAGGAGGCCACAGAGAGCGCUAAACGAAUCAGAGAAGACAUCCAGGAAAUGAGGAACAAGUACGGUGUUGUGGAUUCCCAAGAAAAGUGCGCCGCUUGUGACUUCCCAUUGCUCAACAGGCCCUUUUAUUUGUUUCUGUGUGGACACAUGUUUCACUACGAUUGCCUGUUCCAGGAAGUGACUCCUCACUUAUCGGCCUUCAAGCAGAGUCGCCUAGAAGAGCUCCAGAAAAAGCUGGCAGCAACGACGCAAUCUUCCAAAUCCCGCCACCGCCAAGCGCCGAAGGAGGAGGGAGACACUUCCAGCCUUGGGAAAGGCACCGCGGGUACGACCCGCGAGCAGAUAAUAUCGGACAUCGAUGACAUCGUUGCCUCUGAGUGCGCGUACUGCGGUGAACUGAUGAUCAAAUCCAUCGACAAGCCUUUCAUUGAUCCGCAGAAAUUCGAACAAGAGAAAUCCAGCUGGCUGUGAAUAAACACUUCUGCUUUGAGCGUGAAAACAAUGCAAAGUGUCUUUUUUUUUUUUCCAGAGAAAAGGGCAUCAUGUGUAGGACUAAUAUACUGUAUUUAAUGGAAACAGCCAAUGAUUGUUGGUUAGUGCCUGAAAAUGUCAGCUGUUACGCUACAGAAAUCUCCUUUAUGUUGCUGUCAGUGUUUGAAGUUUAUGGGAUGAGCUUUGCACUUAUAAGCUUAUAAUGUAAAGAUGUCUAAUAUGUCCAUCACUGUUUAUUGUAUACAUGUGCCUGAAUGUCUGCUAAUACUGUAAAUGUAUCUGCACUAUACCCAUUUUAUGUUAACUGCAUUAGUGUAGGUACUUGUUGGCACCUUGAUAUUAUAACAUACUUAUAUGUCUGCAGGUUCAGUUAAGUCUGUACUCAUUUAAUUAAAAAAAGAGAAGCUGUUUUUACAUAGUAAAGAUUUUGCAAGUGACGCAAGAAAAUAAAACUGGAGUUUUGGUGGAA
This is a messenger RNA of Austrofundulus limnaeus, 3492 nucleotides long. RefSeq names its product VPS18 core subunit of CORVET and HOPS complexes (gene vps18). Gene Ontology annotation, biological process: endosome to lysosome transport; endosome organization; lysosome organization. The record is from RefSeq and is a predicted model, not a curated record. Lineage: Eukaryota; Metazoa; Chordata; Actinopteri; Cyprinodontiformes; Rivulidae. Gene Ontology annotation, molecular function: protein-macromolecule adaptor activity. Gene Ontology annotation, cellular component: endosome; HOPS complex.